Messenger RNA from Sporothrix brasiliensis 5110, 624 nucleotides. RefSeq lists its product as uncharacterized. Bases 1 to 624 code for a protein of 207 amino acids. Gene Ontology annotation, molecular function: RNA binding. The record is from RefSeq and is a predicted model, not a curated record. The transcript is spliced from 3 exons. NCBI's taxonomy places the organism in Eukaryota, Fungi, Ascomycota, Sordariomycetes, Ophiostomatales, Ophiostomataceae.
AUGUCGACCACGAUCUCGUCGCGUGGCCCGCCGCCAGGCGCACCCCCAGGCAAGGCUGCGGCCGUGCCGCCCAACCAGACUCUCUAUGUGCACAACCUGCCGUCGGCCAAGAUAAAAAAGGACGACCUGCGAACCGCGCUGUACCUGCUCUUCUCUACGUACGGCACCGUGCUUGAUGUUGUGGCGCUCCGGACAAUGAAGAUGCGCGGGCAGGCACAUGUUGUCUUUCGGGACGUGCAGGCGGCAACACAGGCCAUGCGGUCGCUCGAGGGGUUUGUCUUUUUCGGUCAUGAUUUGAAAAUCUCCUAUGCCAAGUCGAAAUCCAAUGUCGUGGCACGGCUCGACGGCACCUUCCAGCUGCCCUCGGCAGCGCAGACCGUCGAGGUCACCGACCUUCAGCAGAGCAUCUUCAACGCGCCUGCACCAGGCGCAGCGACGACGUCCACACCAGCAGCGGCACCGGCAGCAGCAAACGGCUCUGCACAGACAGGAGAGGCUGCGCCAGCAGCAGCGUCUGGGGCUGAAGCGGCACGUGGCCAGAAGCGGACACGCGACGAGGAGGAAGAGGAAGAGGAGUCGGAAGACAGCGAUGUGGCCAUGGAGGAAGACAGCGACGACGAAUAA